Molecule: messenger RNA, 371 nt
Organism: Caenorhabditis elegans
Lineage: Eukaryota; Metazoa; Nematoda; Chromadorea; Rhabditida; Rhabditidae
Gene: ins-21
Product: putative insulin-like peptide alpha-type 1
Exons: 2
Coding region: 53-283 (76 amino acids)
Cellular component (GO): extracellular region
Source: RefSeq, marked reviewed
CUGAUAAUCUUGAGUACCUGAAAUUAUUCAUUUUUCCUUUUUGAGUUGAACCAUGAAAACCUACUCAUUUUUCGUGCUUUUUAUUGUAUUCAUCUUUUUUAUUUCUUCAUCAAAAUCUCAUUCAAAGAAACAUGUUCGUUUCCUUUGUGCAACAAAAGCGGUCAAACACAUUCGGAAAGUAUGCCCUGAUAUGUGUCUCACUGGAGAAGAAGUCGAAGUCAAUGAGUUUUGCAAGAUGGGGUACUCGGAUUCUCAAAUCAAGUACAUUUGCUGUCCCGAAUAAAAAAAAGCAAAAUGCAUGAAACGUCUUUAAAAUUUCUUUAAAGUUCGUCUCAGCAUCAUCUUGCUAUAUUUUGCAAUAAAAUACAUUU